Messenger RNA from Crotalus tigris (Tiger rattlesnake), 3215 nucleotides. RefSeq names its product trafficking protein particle complex 12 (gene TRAPPC12). Gene Ontology annotation, molecular function: protein binding. Lineage: Eukaryota; Metazoa; Chordata; Lepidosauria; Squamata; Viperidae. The transcript has 14 exons. The coding region runs from base 237 to 2804 and encodes 855 amino acids. The record is from RefSeq and is a predicted model, not a curated record. Gene Ontology annotation, cellular component: TRAPP complex; Golgi apparatus.
UAGGGAAGGGAAGUUGGACGCGCAGGCGCACUAGGCUUUUUUUUUCCUUUACACAUUUGGUGUUUCUGCUGUAGUUUAGAUGGGACGUCGUUGCCGCUAUCAUUGGAAGUAAAGAGCGGGAUAGAAGUAGCCUUGAGGAAAAAUGCUCCAUUUUACAGAUGGGUCCCUGAGACAGAAUUAAAGUGGUAUGCCUGAGGAUACUGACACUUUGCCAGAGCAAACAUAAAAGAAAAACUAUGGAAAAACAAGAAAGCAAUAUUGAAGACACUGGAUUAAGAAAUUCAAAUGCAGUGGCUGACAUUUGUGAUAUCCAGCAGCAGGCUUCUGAAGAACUUCUGUUCCACGAAGAAACCAUUGAUCUGGGAGGAGAUGAAUCUGCAUCUGAAGAAAAUGAAAACAUGGCAGAAGAUUCCAGUAACUUCAUAGACAAACUUAGCGAGCACAUGAUGGAAAGCGUUGUGAUAUCUGAUUCUCCAAAUAAUAGUGAAGAUGAUACUGGUGAUCUUGGCUGCCUGCAAGAAAUAGUCAAACAAAUGGAAGCAAACAAUAUUGAAGCAAUGGGAGGAGAGGAGCGUUUAGAGAGAAAUGAAGUAAUUAAAAAUGAGAAUGAAACAAAACUUGAAGCUACUGCCAAAAGUAUUUCUGAUUCGAGAAUUGACUAUCAGUCCUCUUUAAAUGAAAAUCUGAUUCAGAUAUCAGCAAAAAAUGAACUGGAAGCAGAAUGUGACAAACCUCUAAAGUCUCCAUCAAACAUUGUUGAUGAAAGCAAACCAGAGGAAAGUGCAUCUCCUCCAGUUGUCAUUAAAUCACCAAUUGAUUCAGAACCUAUUCCUAUCUGUACCAUCUUUAGCCAGGGAAAUCAUACAACUGGUCAGCAACAGUUUCUGCAUGAUGGCUUUGAGCCUCAAAUGGUGAAGUCACCCAGCCUUGGUGCUGUAAGUGAGACUCCAGUGAAAAUUCAUCCACAAGUGGUUCAGCCUAGUCCAAGCCUAAGCAAUUUUUUUGGGGAAGCCAUCAGUACUAAUACAUUAGCUUCUGAUUUUUUUGAUUCCUUUACUACAUCAUCUUUUAUUUCGGUCAGUAACCCCAAUGCAAGCACAUCUGUACCAGAGCAAAUGUCUUCUCUUGUAACAGUUGGGGAAUUGCAUGACUCCGCUAACCAUAAAUAUUCUCUUAAAAAUGGAAGAUCAGAACCUGGGAAAUCUGCAUCUUCUCCAGAAAUAUGUCAGUCUCCAAAGCCAUUUUCCCAGAUUCAAGCUGUUUUUCAAGGUGGUGAUGACCCUUUUGCCUCUGUGCUGAACAUGAGUGAGAUGGACAGAAGAAAUGAUGCCUGGCUUCCUAGUGAUGCAACUAGGAGUGUGUUGAUUUUAGUAACCACCCAGCCAUAUAAUAAUAUUUUCAUGGACAAGGAGAAUGUGACCAUGCCGGGAUUAAAAUUUGACAAUAUUCAGGGUGAUGCAGUUAAAGAUUUAAUGCUCCGCUUCCUUGGUGAACAGGCUGCAGUGAAAAGACAAGUUCUCAAUGCCAACUCUGUGGAGCUGUCUUUUCAGGGCUUAAAGCAGUUGAUUAGCACCAAAAACUGGAGAGCAGCAGUUGAUCUCUGUGGACGACUUCUGACAGCCCAUGGUCAAGGCUAUGGUAAAAGCGGACUACCCACCAGUCACACAACAGACUCUCUUCAGAUUUGGUUUGUAAGACUAGCGCUCCUGGUAAAACUGGGUCUGUACCAAAACGCUGAAGUGGAAUUUGAACCAUUUGGAAACCUAGACCAGCCUGAUUUAUAUUAUGAAUAUUAUCCCCAUGUAUAUCCAGGGCGCAGAGGGUCCAUGGUUCCAUUUUCAAUGCGGAUUUUGCACGCAGAACUUCAACAGUAUCUUGGAAAUCCUCAGGAGUCACUUGAUAGACUACACAAUAUGAAAACAAUCUGCACAAAGAUUUUAGCCAACUUGGAACAUGGCUUAGCAGAAGAUGGAAGCAUGAUCAACAUUACACAGGAGAACAGGCAAGAGUUAUGGAUCAUGGAGCCCAAGUCACCUAGAAGUCAACACCUGAAGGAGAACCCUUGUCCUUUGUCUGGGAUGCUCCUGCUCUCUGUUCACGCUCCCCUUCGCCACAGCUGCUUUGCUAAGUUGAGCAGAGCUUGGCCAGGGAUGAAAGGCAGCCAGCGGAAGCCGGGGAAGGAGCGAGCUUCAAGCAUCUCCUCUGUUCAGCUGUGGAGGUCACGUCUGGGCCGGGUGAUGUACUCCACAGCAAACUGCCUGCUAAUGAUGAAGGACUAUGUGCUUGCUGUGGAGACAUAUCACACCGUCAUGAAAUAUUACCCAGAGCAAGAGCCUCAGCUGUUGAGUGGAAUUGGAAGGAUUUUCCUGCAGAUUGGAGACAUUAAAAUGGCCGAAAAGUAUUUUCAAGAUGUUGAAAAAGUGGCUCAGAAAUUGGAUGGACUGAAGAACCAAAUUAUGGUUUUAAUGAACAGAGCAUUUCUCCAUCUUGGUCAGAAUAACUUUGCAGAAGCUCACAAAUUCUUCACAGAAAUUUUGAAGAUUGAUCCAUCGAAUGCUGUGGCUAACAACAAUGCUGCUGUUUGUCUUCUUUAUCUGGGAAAACUGAAGGAUUCCCUCCGUCAGCUGGAAGGGAUUGUUCAACAGGAUCCUAAACACUAUCUCCAUGAGAGUGUUCUCUUCAAUUUGACAACCAUGUACGAACUUGAGUCUUCUCGCAGCAUGCAAAAGAAACAGGCUCUACUUGAAGCUGUAGCUGUCAAAGAGGGUGACAGCUUCAACACACAAUGCCUCAAGUUAGGAUAAGCCCAUCCAUUUCUUUUUUGCUAAAGCUCAUUUCAGAAGCUGUAUAUACCUCAGCUAAUCUGUAAAUGUUCCUCCAGCAAGUGCAAUAAAAAAGCUCUUUAAUUAUGAAUAUAUGGUAAAAUUGUUGUAAUAUAGGAAUUUAUACACUGGUCUGUAUAUCAUCCUCGGGAUUUCCUGAUAAUCUACCAUCAAAUUCAUCCCUGAAGUUACUGCCAGCUUAUAGUGUAAACCAACCAUCAAAAGUAUUCAGAUGGAGUUUUUUUCCUGUUAAUAGUGACCUAUAUAAGCUAAUUUGUCUUGAUGGCUUUUGUUCUAAAGACAUUCAGGAUGUAGUGAUUGUGUGUAUAGAAUUGGAGGUCAGUGGGGUGAUGAAUGGAAAAGGUUGCAAUAAAAUAGGAAAUUAUAAAGACA